Messenger RNA from Ailuropoda melanoleuca (giant panda), 3982 nucleotides. It is a transcript of the gene JADE1, whose product is annotated as jade family PHD finger 1. NCBI's taxonomy places the organism in Eukaryota, Metazoa, Chordata, Mammalia, Carnivora, Ursidae. The record is from RefSeq and is a predicted model, not a curated record. Gene Ontology annotation, cellular component: histone acetyltransferase complex. The transcript is spliced from 11 exons. The coding region runs from base 392 to 2923 and encodes 843 amino acids. Gene Ontology annotation, biological process: regulation of transcription by RNA polymerase II.
UAGGAAGUGGAGUGUUUAUUCUUUAAAGGUAGUUUAAACCCUAGUUUUCCUGUCUAGGUUAGUUUUUCCUGUUCUCGUUGCAUAUAUUUUUAGUGACCUGCUACUGGUAAUGGCUGUUCUUACGUAUUUUGAAAACUUUUGCUUCUGAGUAAAUAAUGAGUGGGUGAUAAUAGGUAUUAUCCUGCUACCUUUUCUGCUUUUUUCUUUUCUGUACUAUUCCAUCAAACAUUUUUUAGAAGGCAGGCAUAAGCCUUUUGUACCUCAUCUUAAGAAGGGGUGGAGUAUAGUUCAUUGAUGGCUGCUGAUUGUGGACUGAUGCUUCACAUGGGACUCAGAAGUUGUGCUCCCGGAAUCUAGUACAUAUGGCUGCCUGCUGUUUCCCGGGGAGAUCAUGAAACGAGGUCGCCUUCCCAGCAGCAGUGAGGAUUCUGACGACAAUGGCAGCCUCUCAACUACUUGGUCACAGAAUUCCCGAUCCCAGCACAGGAGAGGCUCGUGCUCCAGACCUGAAGAUCGAAAACCUUCCGAGGUGUUUAGGACAGACCUGAUCACCGCUAUGAAGUUGCAUGACUCCUAUCAGCUGAACCCAGAUGAGUACUAUGUGUUGGCAGAUCCCUGGAGACAGGAGUGGGAGAAAGGGGUCCAGGUGCCCGUGAGCCCCGGGACCAUCCCUCAGCCUGUGGCCAGGGUCGUGUCUGAAGAGAAAUCCCUCAUGUUCAUCAGGCCCAAGAAAUACAUUGUGUCACCGGGCUCCGAGCCUCCAGAGUUGGGCUAUGUUGAUAUCCGGACGCUGGCCGACAGUGUGUGUCGUUACGACCUCAAUGACAUGGACGCCGCAUGGCUGGAACUGACCAACGAGGAAUUUAAGGAGAUGGGAAUGCCUGAAUUAGAUGAAUACACCAUGGAAAGGGUCCUGGAGGAAUUCGAACAGCGAUGCUAUGACAAUAUGAAUCAUGCUAUAGAGACUGAAGAAGGCCUGGGGAUUGAAUAUGAUGAAGAUGUUGUCUGUGAUGUCUGCCAGUCACCUGACGGUGAGGACGGCAAUGAGAUGGUGUUCUGUGACAAAUGCAACAUCUGUGUGCACCAGGCCUGUUACGGAAUCCUCAAGGUCCCAGAGGGCAGUUGGCUCUGCCGGACGUGUGCCCUGGGGGUUCAGCCAAAGUGUUUGCUGUGUCCCAAGAAAGGCGGAGCAAUGAAGCCUACCCGCAGUGGCACCAAAUGGGUCCAUGUGAGCUGUGCUCUGUGGAUCCCUGAGGUGAGCAUUGGCAGCCCCGAGAAAAUGGAACCCAUCACGAAGGUGUCUCACAUCCCCAGCAGUCGGUGGGCGCUGGUGUGUAGCCUCUGCAAUGAGAAGUUUGGGGCCUCCAUACAGUGCUCUGUAAAGAAUUGCCGCACGGCCUUCCAUGUGACCUGUGCUUUCGACCGGGGCCUGGAGAUGAAGACCAUCUUGGCGGAGAACGAUGAAGUCAAGUUCAAGUCGUACUGCCCGAAGCACAGCUCACAUAGAAAACCCGAGGAGAGCCUCGGUGAGGGGGCCACGCAGGAGAAUGGGGCUUCUGAGUGUUCCCCUCGGAAUCCGCUGGAGCCUUUUGCCAGCCUUGAGCAGAAUCAAGAGGAGGCCCACCGGGUGAGUGUCCGCAAGCAGAAGCUGCAACAGCUGGAAGAUGAGUUCUACACCUUCGUCAACCUGCUGGAUGUUGCCAGGGCCCUGCGGCUGCCCGAGGAAGUUGUGGAUUUCCUGUACCAGUACUGGAAGUUGAAGAGGAAGGUCAACUUCAACAAGCCCUUGAUCACUCCAAAGAAAGACGAAGAGGACAAUCUAGCGAAGCGGGAGCAGGAUGUCUUGUUUAGGAGGCUGCAGCUGUUCACUCAUCUGCGGCAGGACCUGGAGAGGGUUCGGAACCUCACUUACAUGGUGACCCGCAGGGAAAAGAUUAAGCGGUCUGUGUGCAAAGUCCAGGAACAGAUAUUCAAUCUUUACACUAAGCUCUUGGAGCAAGAAAGAGUUUCAGGUGUGCCUUCUUCCUCCUCCUCCUCCUCCUCACUGGAAAACAUACUUUUGUUUAACAGCCCUUCUGUGGGCCCUGAUGCUCCCAAGAUAGAGGACUUGAAGUGGCAUUCUGCGUUCUUCAGGAAGCAAAUGGGUACUUCCUUGGUUCAUUCGCUGAAAAAGCCCCAUAAGCAAGAUCCACUGCAGAACAGCACUGGGAGCGGAAGCAAAACCCUGCUGAAGCAGCCGGACCUGUGUGGGCGAAGGGAGGGGAUGGUGGUCCCAGAGAGCUUUUUGAGUUUUGAAAAGACCUUUGCAGAAGCACGUCUCAUAUCAGCACAACAGAAAAACGGGGUGGUGACACCAGACCAUGGGGACAGAAGAGACCAUCGUUUUCAUUGUGAUCUCAGUAAGGGAGACUUAAAGGACAGACCUUGUAAACAGAGUCACAAGCCUCUCAGGUCCACAGACGUGUCCCAGAGGCACCUGGACAACACCAGAGCUGCCGCCUCCCCGGGAGUGGGGCAGUCAGCACCUGGCACGAGGAAGGAGAUGGUGCCCAAGUGCAACGGCUCCCUCAUCAAAGUAAACUAUAACCAGACUGCAGUCAAAGUGCCUACAACGCCUGCCAGCCCAGUGAAAAACUGGGGAGGAUUCCGGAUUCCAAAGAAGGGGGAACGGCAGCAGCAGGGAGAGGCCCACGAGGGGGCCUGCCACCAGCACUCAGACUACCCCUAUUUGGGCUUAGGCCGAGUUCCAGCCAAGGAGAGGGCAAAAAACAAAUUAAAAUCUGACAAUGAGAAUGACGGGUAUGUCCCUGACGUAGAGAUGAGUGACUCAGAGAGUGAGGCAGCGGAAAAGAAAUGCAUACAUGCCAGCAGCACCAUCAGCCGGAGGACAGACAUCAUCAGGAGAAGCAUUCUGGCCUCUUGAUGAACCUGCGAUGGCGUGGGAGCGCUGCGGGCUUGUCGGGGAGUUGCUGCACCGGAGCUCUGGCGUGGGGACGAGCAGAACCCCAUCACUCCUGAGCUACACAAACACAUUUACUUGCAAGUCACAGUGAAUUUGUUUUUCAGAGUCAUUUAUAAAUCAUUGUGAGAAGUGUGUUAUCUGCAACUUGUUGAGGAAACACAAGAGCAGACAGAUCGUAACCGUCAGACACUAAGACUAGAGGCUGAAUUAAACACUACAAUAAGAAUGAAUGAAAUAAGUCUUUAAAGAGGGCAAGGCUUACGGAAGCCUCCCGAGUUUGUAUUGCCCUCUGUAUUCUUCCCAAAGCACAAACUCUUGGUUACCUGAAUAUGCGGAAUCAGAUGCAGUUCUUGAGAAACCCUCACGUACCAUUUACCAGCCCAUAAACUUACUUUCUAGGACUGUGGUAGAUGUCGAAGUCAUAUUUAUACUUGGCCCACAAGGCUGUUUUUGGUGCAUUGUAGUUCCAGGCAGCAGCUCCCGAAGCUUCAGUAACUCUAGGGAAUUCAUGUGUAAAUUAGAACAGCAGAUGGGGAAGAGAGAAUUUAAAAAAAAAGGUCAGUACUGGAAGGGGCAGGACGGAGCUGCUGCAGCUUGCGGAUUGAGGGUAAAGUAUUGAGGGUAAACGUAGCGAGGUCCCAUGGCCUGAAGCACUUGAGUGUGUGCUGGGUAUGGGACUGGUGGAGAGUGAAGCCAUUAGAAAGUUCUGUGAGAAAGGGCAGUUUUUUACCAGUCCUCUUGACCCGUUUUUACCAGUCCUCUUGACCUUCCUCUUCCCUAACCACUGCCUUUUGGGCCAGCUUGGGAUCUCCCUGGCCUUUGGCAAUACCUGGCCAUCUGGCUUCCAACAAUACUAAUGGCUAUUCAAGUUCAAGCGAUGAACUUCCAGACUCUGGUGACAUACUUUCCAGAGCCAACCACUAGUGCAUAUGUUGGGGAAUCUGGGCUUCCUACAUGAACGGAUUCCUUAAGAAAAAGGAAAAGAAAAAAAAAAAAACAAAAUAGGUUAUAUUUUAAAAA